GGAUUUCGUGACAUCUGUGAAUCACACUAAUUUCCACAAGAUGAUUUGAUUCCUUUAUCGUCCUUUCCCCGCACUCAUUCAUGUUCAACGCCCACUACUGCUCUCUUCAACCUCUGUUUUUCUCACUCCCCCAUUUUCAUCUAUAAAAUAAUAAACCAGAAAACAAACAAGGAAACCCCACAACUCACAAAGCCACAAAUUUCUUUCAUGAAGUUCAGCAGUGCUUGCUUAGUACUGUUUUCCAUGGGGAACAUGCAAAUUAUUGCUAUGUCUUUGGCCAUGUGAUCUUUGACCACCCAAAUAUAACAUUGUUCAAGAAAAAAAAGAUUAUAUUUUUCUUUCUGCUCUUGUUUGCCUCUUCAUACCUUUGGGUUUGGAACUACAAAGUUAGAAGAUAGUACUGUUAUUAACUAGCUAAGACCAGAUGGCACUUAAUAUCCUAUCUCCAGCUGAAAUCAAGGCCAUCUCUUUCUUGGAUUCUACUAAAUCCAAUCGCCUACCUAAGCUUCAAGGUGGGCUUAGUUUGAAGAGGAAGGAUUGUGGGGGAAGAAGAAUUCAGUGUUCAGUUCAGAAUCAGAAUCAGAAUCAGCCACCUCCAGCUUGGCCAGGAAGAGCCUGUCCAGAAGCUGGACGCAAGACAUGGGAUGGUCCUAAGCCUAUAUCAAUUGUUGGAUCUACUGGUUCCAUCGGAACGCAGACUUUGGACAUUGUAGCGGAGAAUCCAGAUAAAUUCAAAGUUGUGGCACUCGCAGCUGGGUCAAAUGUUACUCUUCUUGCAGAUCAGGUGAGGACAUUCAAACCUCAACUGAUUGCUGUUAGAAACGAGUCAUUAGUUGAUGAACUCAAAGAGGCCCUGGCUGAUGUUGAGGAAAAGCCUGAGAUUAUUCCUGGGGAGCAAGGAGUUGUAGAGGUUGCUCGUCAUCCAGAUGCUGUCAGUGUAGUUACAGGAAUAGUAGGUUGCGCAGGCCUAAAGGUGAAAUCACAAUUCUGAUUGAUCAUUCUCCAGUUAGUCUUUUUGAAAUCCAGCAUAUCUAAAAUAUUUCUCAGACUAGGAUUUUAUAUGUGAGGGAUAAUGUAAUGUGAGAAUCUGAUGUCUGACUUCAAUAUGAUGUUGGCAUGAUUGUGUAAAUCCUCCACCCAUAGU
Molecule: messenger RNA, 1144 nt
Organism: Populus euphratica (Euphrates poplar)
Lineage: Eukaryota; Viridiplantae; Streptophyta; Magnoliopsida; Malpighiales; Salicaceae
Product: 1-deoxy-D-xylulose 5-phosphate reductoisomerase, chloroplastic-like
Exons: 5
Coding region: 425-991 (188 amino acids)
Biological process (GO): isoprenoid biosynthetic process
Molecular function (GO): 1-deoxy-D-xylulose-5-phosphate reductoisomerase activity; NADPH binding; manganese ion binding
Source: RefSeq, a predicted model, not a curated record